Molecule: messenger RNA, 1617 nt
Organism: Exophiala xenobiotica
Lineage: Eukaryota; Fungi; Ascomycota; Eurotiomycetes; Chaetothyriales; Herpotrichiellaceae
Exons: 1
Coding region: 1-1617 (538 amino acids)
Molecular function (GO): hydrolase activity, acting on carbon-nitrogen (but not peptide) bonds
Source: RefSeq, a predicted model, not a curated record
AUGGCCGCUGUUUAUGUCAACGGCAAUGUCUACACAGUCGACCCCAGCAUUGCCAAGGCUGAGGCUUUCCAUGUAAAGGAAGAUGGCACGUUUGGCAAAGUUGGCUCGACCGCCGAACUGACUCAACUGGCACAUAACACUGGUGCCAAAGUGGUCGAUCUCAAAGGCCAGUUCGUGAUGCCAGGUAUGCACGAUGCGCAUAUCCAUAUCCUUGCAGCAGCAGAAAAACAUCUCUUCAACGCCAAACUCGGUCUGAAUGCCGGACCCGAUGAGAUAGUCAGCAAACUCAAGGACUACAAGUCCUCGUGUCAGCACCUUGAAUCCGUUGGCAACUGGCUCAUUGGCAACUUCUACCACUACGCCAACUUCAAGGACAAGAAGCCCGAUCGCCAGUUCUUGGACGACGCAUUUGGGGACCAGCCCAUCGUCAUUCGAGAGUACACCACGCACGACAUCUUUGCCAACACGGCGGCUCUCAAAGCCGCUGGCUAUGAGGACAACCCUGAAGACCCUUGGGACGGUUGGUUUGUCAGGCGGGAAGAUGGCACCAUCACAGGAGAGCUGGUCGAAGGUGCGGGCGCAAAACUCUUCGCCGCGAUUCCCAAGGGAUCUACAGAUAUGCAUCUGGAAGCGAUGGACUAUGGUAUCAAGAUGCUCAACAGAUUCGGCUUCACAGCUGCGCAAGAAGCGUCGGCAAAUGCCGUCUAUCUUGAAGCAGCCAAGAAACUUGACGAAAUGGGCAAGAUGACCAUCAACCUUGACGCGCACGUCGUGUUUUGGGGGGCGGCUUUCAGUCAAGAACUCCCCGAGACACUCAUCCACAGUAUCAACGGGGCAUACAAAUACCAGACGAAGCAUUUCAACCCGAACUUCGUCAAAUUCUGGCUUGAUGGGGUCCCGUGGGCACCUCAUUUCACUCACUGCCCCCUCGCCGAAGAUGGCAAGCCAGACUACAAGAAAAUUCUGGUCCCGCCCAAGAUCUUCGAGGAAGCCAUUGAGCGCUUCGACAAAGAGGGAAGAACGUGCAAGGUCCACGUGUGUGGACAGGGUUCUGCCCGCUACGCACUGGACACAUUCGAAGAGCUGCGCAAACGCCGACCAAACGGACCCAGGCACGAGCUGGCGCACAACAUGGACGUCCACCCUUCGGAUUUCGACAAGUACAAGAAGCUCACCAUCACGGCUGAAAUGUCGCCCGCCAUCUGGCACGAACCGGAAAUGCAGCCGGAGCAGAAUCCUUUGUCGGUCUACCCAUUCUCGGGCCUCCGCAAGGCGGGCGCGCAUAUCACGAUCGGUAGCGACUGGGUGUUUGCGCCCGAGACGCCAAACAUUUUCCCGGGUCUGCAGGCACUUCAGGAAGGCCGCAAGGGCUGGGAGUUGGAAAGGGACGACCUCUUGCGGAUCAUCACCAUUGACGGAGCCAAAGCCGUCGGCAGAGACAAGACCGAGGGCACCAUCACGCCGGGCAAGUUGGCGAAUUUCAUCAUCCUGGACCGAGAUUUGAGCGAGGCAAAGGAGAUCGGCACUACGAUUGUCCUGAAGACCUUCUUCGAGGGUAAGGAAGUGUACGAUUACGAAAGUGAUGACUUGAAGCACUUCCAGGGUCGGCCGGGUUAG